Eucalyptus grandis is the source of this 2288-nucleotide messenger RNA. Its product is annotated as rust resistance kinase Lr10. The record is from RefSeq and is a predicted model, not a curated record. The transcript is spliced from 4 exons. Gene Ontology annotation, molecular function: ATP binding; protein kinase activity; polysaccharide binding. Bases 113 to 2107 code for a protein of 664 amino acids. NCBI's taxonomy places the organism in Eukaryota, Viridiplantae, Streptophyta, Magnoliopsida, Myrtales, Myrtaceae. Gene Ontology annotation, biological process: protein phosphorylation.
AGGAGUCUUGAGCAGAUUCAAGCAGCUAUCAACAGAGAAUGAAAAAUGCCUGCACUCUUCCAUGUAGUCCCAUUUGAGCUUACAUGACUCUUGCAAUACCACACAUUCGGAGAUGGAAAAUGAUCAUGAAGCAGGGACGAGCUGCCAUGCGAAGAAGAAUCACUUGUGUGCCCCUUCAGCUUGCGGUGAGAUCCGUAACAUAAGUUAUCCUUUUCGAUUGAAAGGCGAUCCAAAAAACUGCGGUAAGUCUCUCUUUGAGCUAGCUUGUGAAAAUAACCGCACUGUUCUACAUCUACAUGCCAGCCGAUAUUAUGUAAAGUCGAUCCAUUAUAGUGACUAUUUUAAUAAAGAUAUAUUCGGUGGUAAUAUCACGGUGGUUGACGAUGGACUGCAAAAGAAUAAUUGCUCGUCCCUUCCUCGUUACUCAUUGGCGCACUCCAACCUCAGUUUAUAUGAUCGAUCCAACAUUUUUGAGGCACCCUCAUCAGUGUCCGUGGCCUUCAUGAAGUGCUCGCAACCUAUUACAUCUACUUCGUAUAUUGAUACCAAACCUUGUAUUGAGGGAUACGCUGCCAGCACACCUCCUUAUUUUUCCCCAACGAAGGUGUACUCAUACGCUGUACUCGGAGAUCUACAAGUAGGGGAUAUCAAGGACUCUUGCACCGUAACCAUGAUGGCACUCGCAGGGGAUCAAAUCUCAGGGCGGAAAGAAAAUCAGAAUGGGAGCUUACCAUACAAGGACCUCCACAACCUAAUGGUCGAGGGAUUCACUCUCUCCUAUCCAUCCUACAUUUUUGAGGGAAGAUCCUUUCCAUGUUACUUCUUAAGUUUUGGAUACCGAAAGGAGUAUUGCGGCUAUUAUUUCCGCACCCCUAAUUCUUCGUGGGCCAUGCAUUGGCUUGCGGCACCUGUAGGUCGGAGCCUCGCCUUUCCCUUAGCCAACUACGUCGCAGCAAAAUUCAUAGUCGGAGCUCCAUGUGUGUUGAUACUUCUAAUCUAUAAGUGGAUGAGAAGGCACCGGGCGAUGGACGCAAACAUUGAAGAAUUCCUACAAGUUCAAAACAACUUUUUGCCCAUAAGGUACUCUUACUCGGAUAUCAAGAAGAUUACAAAAAAUUUCAAAUGCAAAUUAGGUGAGGGGGGAUAUGGCUCUGUGUAUAGAGGAAUCCUUAGAAGUGGCAAUGAAGUUGCGGUUAAAAUUUUGAACAAACCAGAAUCUAACGGCCAAGAUUUUAUUAGCGAAGUGGCCACAAUUGGAAGGAUCCACCAUGUCAAUGUGGUGCAACUUGUUGGUUUUUGCUUCGAUUACUCCAAACAAGCUCUGGUCUAUGAUUUCAUGCCGAAUGGCUCUUUGGAUAAACACAUUUCGAAUAAGGAUGGUGAUGAUCCUCUUGAUUAUAAGAAAAUGCAUGAGAUCUCUCUUGGCAUAGCUAGAGGGAUAGAGUAUCUCCAUCGGGGAUGCGAUAUGCAAAUUCUACACUUUGACAUCAAGCCGCACAACAUUCUCCUAGACCAAAGUUUCACUCCGAAAAUUUCUGACUUUGGACUUGCAAAACUUUAUCCCAUUGGUCAUAGCAUAGUAUCGUUGACUGCAGCAAGAGGAACCUUGGGUUAUAUGGCGCCUGAGCUAUUCUACAAAGACAUUGGUGGCAUUUCUUAUAAAGCUGAUGUUUACAGUUUUGGGAUGAUGUUGAUGGAAAUGGCCCGUAGAAGGAGAAAUAUAAAUGCACAUGCAGAGCAUUCAAGUCAAAUUUACUUUCCUCGAUGGAUUUAUGAUCAACUCAGCAAAGAAAAGGAGAUUGAAAGGGUAGAAGUCAUAGAAGAGGAAAGAGAAACGAGGAAGAUGAUAAUCGUUGCGCUAUGGUGCAUACAGCUAAGCCCUAAUGAUCGGCCGUCAAUGAGGACAGUCCUAGAUAUGCUUGAAGGAGAUAUCGAUAAACUACAACUGCCUCCAAAACCACUUUGGUAUCCUGGAGAGGCACCGACUAAUGAUGACAACAAUGAGAUAGAACUUGAAAUGGUCUCAUCUUCGUCAAGUGCUCCGAUAAUUUCUAGCAGUUACCAAUUUGACCACGACAAUGAGUUUACGAAAUCAUGUAUUGUGUGAUUGUUCUCCUCUUGUAGAAAUGAGAUGCGAAAUAUAAUUAACACUAUCAGCAUGUACCAUCAUUGAUAGUGUAAUCUAUGAAGCUUUUACAUGUUUUUCAUAUAGCAUUGGUGUUUUCUAUUAGACUCAUUAUGUCCAUGUUUUAUAAAUGACAAUGAAUGUUGUAUGGCAUUCGUUAUAA